Messenger RNA from Coffea eugenioides, 1516 nucleotides. RefSeq names its product EEF1A lysine methyltransferase 1. The record is from RefSeq and is a predicted model, not a curated record. The transcript has 6 exons. Bases 393 to 1127 code for a protein of 244 amino acids. Gene Ontology annotation, molecular function: nucleic acid binding; protein-lysine N-methyltransferase activity. Gene Ontology annotation, biological process: methylation. Lineage: Eukaryota; Viridiplantae; Streptophyta; Magnoliopsida; Gentianales; Rubiaceae.
AGCCUAAUUAUUGUAAUGCAGAGGAGUAACGCCUCCAAUCCAGCGCCAGUUUUGCCCCGACUGUUUCCUGGAUUUUACCGCAAACUAGUAGAACAUCUAUUGGAGUAGUAUUGUAUUAGCAUCUUUUUUCGUUCGUCUUCCCUACACCCCGCCGCCUCCGCCCUCUACUCCCUGUAGGCACCCUAGAGAAGCAAGGUUGCACAAACCCUCCGAUCAACUUCGGCCUUUUUUCAAUAACCUCUCUCUUUCUGGAAAAAGGAGCACAUUGGGAGAUAUAGUCUUUGCCAUCCUAUUUUGUUGCUGCUUGUAGACUCGAGCUGGUUGCUAGCAGAAUAAGACCACAAGCUCAUUAUUUGAAGCAAUAAGCUCUUAUUACGAGGCUGGCAAUUAAAAUGGAGUCCAAAGCCAGUCACUCCGCAGGUCACCUAGAAGAGCCUAUUAUUCCACAAAAUGACAUUAUUGAGGAUGAUGAUGCUCCAAUGCUGAGUACCUAUGCUAUGGAAGCACUCAAAGAGUUCCUGGCCGAGCAGAAUCACUCUACCAUCCAGGAAUCUUCAGCAGAGGUGGAGGAGGAAGAGGUGGCGCUGGUGACAGAAGACUGGCGGCUCAGCCAGUUCUGGUAUGACAGGGAGACUGCUGAGACAGUAGCCAAAGAAGUUCUAACUCUCUGUCACUCCUUUGAUCCCCCUUCGGUUGCCUGCAUUGCUUGCCCCACUCUGUAUGCAUACCUCAAGAAAAUUAAUUCUGGAGUACCUGCUCAACUUCUUGAGUAUGACAAACGAUUUGAGCAGUACGGAAGCGAAUUCACAUUUUACGACUACAAUUGGCCUGAAGAUAUACCGGCAUCAUUGAACCAUUCAUUUCCAAUAGUAGUUGCUGAUCCUCCUUACUUGAGCAAGGAAUGCUUGGAGAAAGUUACUCAAACAAUUUCUUUCCUCUUGAGACCCGGAAAAUCCUUUCUGCUAUUACUCACUGGUGAGGUGCAGAAAGAUAACGCUGCAGAGCUUCUUGGUUUACAUCCUUGUGGUUUUCGACCUCAGCAUUCCAGCAAACUUGGCAAUGAGUUUCGAUUGUUCACCAACUAUGAUCCUGGGACAAGACUUGGCGGGUGGGAGCAGGAGCAGUAGAUUCCUUGGCGUUAAUCUUAUCACAAUGUUGUAAUGCCUCUGCUUGGGAUCAUUUGAUGUGGUUAACCUUGGGCCUGUCGAGGCUGCUCAGUCUCAGAGUGCAUGGAAAUUGGAAGGCACGCAAACAAAAUGUAGCUUGUUCAUGCUCAAAAAGAGGAUGAGGAAAAGCUGGAUACAGUUUACUGGUGCUAAUGGAAAAAUGCAGUUUGCCUUUGAAACGGACAUGGGCCUCUUUCUGGUCCUUUGAGCAGUUGAGAUUAUGAUGUCUGUAAUGUUAAUUUUCCCUUUACAAUUCUGAUCUGGUUUUAUCAACUUGUUGCAUGUUUCAAUUGCCACCACUGAUGCUUGGUGGAUGGUGAUAACAAGGUGAUUAACAGAGGUUUUGUCUA